This is a messenger RNA of Prorocentrum cordatum, 1654 nucleotides long. The record is from the annotation of a GenBank genome assembly. Lineage: Eukaryota; Dinophyceae; Prorocentrales; Prorocentraceae.
UUCCGCUCUCCCCGCAGGAUGGGGGGGCAGGGGAACCGGGAGGGAGAGACGCGAGCUGAAGUUAUGGGCCGAGAGAUCAGGCGCUUCUCGCUCCCAGUCCCCGUGUUCCCCCAGGAAGUCGGGCCGCUCAGACAAGAAGGCCCGUCGACACCUUCAUCACAAUUGUCAUCAACGAUACAUGAUCAUGCCUAUGUUUCCAUGUACAGUCUCGGAUCGCGAGGUUUCACCGUCUCUGGGCUCAUUCCACACUCAUCAUAUAUCUUAUCAGCGAUGGCGUACGGUGCGUUGCUCGUCGGCCUGCUCGCGGUCCCAGCGUCUGGUUUGGUGGCGGAGCGAGUGCCAGAGUCUUGCCUGAAGCGUGCUUCGUGCAAGGGCACCUUCCACUACGCCCCCCCGUCAAAGCCACAGGCGCCUGGCAGUGGAGAGGUCAGGCUGACGGACCUCGUUCCCCAGACGGCGGAGCUGUCGAGCCAGGCGUCGAUCGAGCAGUGCAUUUCCGAGUGGAAGACGUUCGACAUGAAGAUCGGCAACAAUCAGAACGUCAAGUCCACGAACGAAGAGGAUCUGAAGAUCUUCGAUCGUUUCUUCAGCGGGGCGUCCGGUGGGACCGCGCGAACGCAGGGAUUCUUCCUGGAGAUGGGCGCGUUCAACGGGCUCGCGGAAUCCAAUUCACUUUUCUUCGAGCGUUGCCUGGGAUGGACGGGCUUGCUCGUGGAGGGCAACCCCAAUCAGUACAGAGUCAUGGUCGAGAACAAUACGAGGCCGUCGGCGCACAAGCUCAACGUCGCCCCAUCUUGUGCGUCCGACGACGAGGAGGUGCAAUUCGUCUUGGGGCAGACGGAGUCGGGGCUGGUUGACAUGGUCGGUUCGAACCCUGCUAAAGAGAUCGCCAACGUGCACUGCGGGCCGCUUUCCCUGUACCUGCGCGAUCUCGGCAUCGCCCAAGUCGACUUCUUCUCCCUGGACGUGGAGGGUGCAGAGCUCCUGGUGCUUAAGACGGUCGAUUUCAGUAAGGUCAGAAUCCCCGUGGUCAUGGUGGAGUCGUGGAACAGGGACUGCAAGGAGGACUGUCCCAAGCGCGAAGCCGUUCGCGAGCUUAUGCUCUCCAACGGGUACACGCUGGAUACCGGAUUGGUGCCCAAGAGCGACGUGUUCUAUUUGGUGGACGAAGUCUGAGUCGUUGCCGGGACGUACUCCGUGCUGCCAAUGCAUGCACCCAGCCAGCCUGGCCCAGUACAAGACUCAAGGCAUCGUGAGGAUUGCUGACAACCUGACACGGUUAGGACUCCCCUGCGAUGUUUAUUUUUCAAACUUUGAGGUGGCAAGGCUUAAGGAGCUGAGGCCUGGCUUGAUGGUACUUGGAUGAGUCGACGCAGAGCAUUGAUCCUCGGCUUGGGGUCGGCCCCUGUAACGAGCCCAGGCUGGCCGAGUAUAGUUGCAAUCGUGCCCUUAUUAUGUUGAUGGCCCAGCCAGGUCGGAUCCAAUCCGCCAGGUUGGCACGUGCCAGCCAAGUUGGACUUUUCAAGCCGCAUCGAUGUGAUUUCCGCCCCGGGCCCAAGCAACUCGUCGCCUAUCUGGCCAAGCCUGGUAUAUCGGUAGUCGGCCAAGCCCAAUCCUGGCGUGCCUGCAUUCGGCCCCUCUUGGCCGCGCGCAU